AUGGAAAACCUCAACAAAAUUCACAGUGCAGUCUCUAGCCCACUAAAGUCCUUCAAAACAGUCACUUUGCCCGAGCAGACUGAGGAAACCGCAGUUCUGCCCACUCAAAAGCUUCACAAAAGCUUGAGGUACAUUGAAGCUAUGCCAGAAUCAACUUUUGGUAUUGAUUUACAGUUGAAACCUAACAGUCAAAGUUGUCAACGGUCCAGUCCAGCCCGGAUCAGAACCUUCCAUCUCGACAGAAACGGAGUUCCUGCUGUCUCUUCAUCUCUUUCUAGCAUAAGCAUUUAUUGUUAUAUUUUUGUAAAAGGCAGUCCCGCCUAA
This is a messenger RNA of Prunus armeniaca (apricot), 324 nucleotides long. NCBI's taxonomy places the organism in Eukaryota, Viridiplantae, Streptophyta, Magnoliopsida, Rosales, Rosaceae. The record is from the annotation of a GenBank genome assembly.